This is a messenger RNA of Prorocentrum cordatum, 1984 nucleotides long. Lineage: Eukaryota; Dinophyceae; Prorocentrales; Prorocentraceae. The record is from the annotation of a GenBank genome assembly.
GGGAAGAUCACCUGGUAUAGGAUCCUCAAGCCAUUGGAUUUCGAUGUGGCAUUUGAAGGCCGUCACGUCCACAGGCCAGCCGCAGUUGGUAAUGAUGGCUCUAUCUGUUCACGGACAGGGUCACAUGCUCUUGUUCAAUCGUGUUCCGUCAAGAUCUUGCCGUGGAGUUUGUCAACGGUCUCUAUGGUGUGAUACACGAUGUUUUGGGAAACUUCGACCGAGGCCAUGACAGCAUCGAUGGUCUCUUGAUGUCGCACCGAGUUGAGAUCGAGGGAGUUAUGGGUUAUGUUCUGGGCUUUCUGGGCGUCCUGCUCCUGCACCUCCAUCACUGGUGCUACUUGACUCCCGCAGCCAUAUAAUGCCGCCGUGCAUGCACGGUGUCCUCCCAUCUGAGCUCCUUCGCGACGCCUUCCCUCGGCUCGUCCUUCGUUUCUGCUUCCCCUCCCCGCUCCUCUCCUCCAUCGCUCUUCUUCGAUUCAAGCCUGGCCGCAGGCGAGUCCUGGCGGCCGCAUGCACCCAUCAAUGGCGCUCGGCCGCGGCUGCCGACACGUACCCCGCGCGCUCCUCGUGUAAGCGACCAGGCGCCGCUUCGGCAUGGGCAACGUCGGCGCGGCGGGCGGCCCUGCAGAGCCGGGACCGGCGCCGCCAGUGUCGCUCGAGAUUGACGACCUGGAGGUGUCCCUGCAGCGCGGAGGGCCGCCGGCGGCGCCCGGCGGCGCCGCGGCCGCCGGGCACCAGGCCGACGGGGUGGGGGCGCCGCAAGGCGCGGCGGGGCACGCUGCGCCGCUGCGCGGCAGCGCCGUGUGCCGCGAGGUGCGCGGCCCGUGCGCGCCGCUGGGCGCGCGCGCAUUCACGGACGCAGGCCUCGUGGGCACCGAGCGCGAGCAGCUGAAGCUGCUUUCCUACUUCGCCAUGCUCAGCGAGGACUUCCGCCGCUACCAGGAGCAGGUGUGCCGCGUGCCGCCCCGCGAGGCUCUUGCGGCGGAGGAGAGUCUCAGCGCCAGCCCCGGUGCGGCGCAGGCGCUCUGGCGCGCGGCGCUGGGCGAACCCCUCGGCGACAGCGGCGCGGGGGCCGAGCCGCAGUGGCCGCAGCUCGUGCUGUUGAGCGGGCCGCCUGGCACGGGCAAGACGCGGCACGCGCUGGCGUGGAGCCGCGCGAUGGGGCUUCCGCUGGUAAUGGUGGACCAUCGCAGCGAGGGUUGGCUAGGCCGCGUGGAGGAAGCGGUGCGUGGUCGCGACUGCAUGCUGCUGUUCGACGAGCUGGACGGCUUCUUCACAGAUCUCGCAGACGACAAGUCCGAGGUGGCGGCGCGAUUCCCAGCGCAGUUCCGGCAGUUUCUCGACGGCACGCUCAGCAGCAGCGGCGGGCGUGUGUUGGUUGCCGGUACCACGAACAAUGUGGGCAAGAUUCCGCGAGACGUGGUCCAGCGCGGCGAGGUGGUGGACUUCCAGUUGCCAUCCCGCGAACAGGUGGAGCCAGUGUGGUCCCCUGGGGGGACCGACAUGGGCAUGGGCGCAGCGGGGGCGAAGAUCGACAGCAGCUCCUGCCCAUUUUGAACCGGAUUCGUUGUCGGUGCCGCCGCGGGUCUUGUUCAUUUGGGGCUAAGGGUCGCUUGCCCAGCACCGACCACAGUCGGCUUCGAACAACAUUCGUCGGUGGUGAUCGCCCCCCACGUUUUCCGUUCCUGUUUCGGGCGUGCCAAGGUCCAAGUACGCGGGCCAUUUGACGCCGGAAGAGCGGCGGGCCUUGGCCGCAGCCACGGCGGCCGCGGGCCUGUCGGCGCGGGACGUGAAGGUGUGCGCGGCCUCCGCCGAGCGCGAGGCGGCCGCGCAGUACCUGAACCGCGCGGGGCAUGGGGGCGGCUACGCGCACGGCAGCAGCCUGCUCGGCUGCCCCGGCCCGGCGGCCCCGCUCUACGCGCGCUGCCUGCGGCAGCGGGGGCAGGUCGAGUGAGAGCGUUCGGCGUCCGCAGGCCCAACCAGA